UAUAAAAUAGCCGAUAUUAAUGUGAUGGUAUGUACAACAACGGUAAAAUAAUUAUAAAUUACAAUUAAUAUAUUGUACUUUAUUGAUUAGUGAUUACUGUGUGGCGUGUGCGUUUUUGACUUUUGAUAUUUUGCACACGCUUUGUAUCAAUCGUAUCGUUUUUUGAUUUGUACGAUUAAAUUUUUUUACUUCUAAAUUGACGCGUGCUUCCUUCGGUGGUCGUAGUAAUGUGUUACAAAUGUGAAUUUUUAAAAAUAUAAUUAUUGUACUUAGUAUUGUUACCAUUGAACCAUUGUAUAUAAUCGUUACAAGAGAACAACGCCGAUAGUGAGAAAUUACAAUAAAAAUACCGUGUCGCGUGUUCCCCAUGCAAGUUUAAUCGUUGUUUAAUGAAGGCCAUGAUGUCAUCUUUAAUCAAUUAAAAACUAGCUGGAACGAAAACAAAAAUUCCAUAUCAACCGUCGUCGUUGUAGAGAAACAUGGAUAAUUCUGAAGCAACUGAAAAUGUUAUAUGCGAUACAUCUCAACAACAGCUAUUAACUGAAAAUAACUGUCAGUCAGUUGAAAAUGUAUUGCUGAACAAUGAUUAUACAGARCCUUCAAAAAUUAUAGAUCAAAUUAGUAAUUCCGAAAACCAAAUACCUGUAGAAUCACCUGAUGUCAGUUUUCAAAAUGCAAAUGUUACUACUGAACUUAGUUCAAUUGUUCCAACCGAUAAUUCUAUGCCACCUCUUCCACCACUACCUAAAAAUGAUAAUGGACAACUGCCACAAAAACCAGCAGGAUCAGCCCCAGCUGAYUACAACUUGCAGAACUAUGCAAACUACAAUAAUUAUAUGUACAACUAUAAUAAUUAUUAUGGCUAUCCUUAUCCUCAAUACCAAUGGGAUUACAAUAGUCAACAAUAUUAUCAACCAUAUCAAAAUUAUUACAAUUAUAAUUUUAAUCAAGCAAAUCAAACUCAAACAUCAAAACCCCCUCCACCACCAGAUGCUGUACAAUUACCAGUUGAAGAGAAACCAGCUAAUAAAACCAACACUACUGUUGACGACUCUAAUAGGUAUUCUCCUACAGCAGAAACUGAUGAUGAUGAUACAAUGAAAGUAUUAUCAGAAAACCAUAAAUCUGAUGUUCUUAUUGAAAACACUACACAAAUUACAAAUGCUGCUUCCUUUCAAACUGUGAAAUCUGAACAAAUUGAGGUACAAAAAAAUGUACUUGAGAUUGACAAAAUAAUAAAACAGACCAUUGAGCCUCCAGCAAUGCCUUCGAUUACACCAGUGCAACAGCAAGUUCCUUUAAUUGCUCAGGUGCAACCAUAUAAUACUCAGGUUCAACAACCUAGCUACUCAAUUAAUGUACAAAGUCAAAUGCAAUCAACUGAAACUUUUAACGAGGUGCUAAAUCAACAGCAAACCUCCCCUGCAUUAAAUGGCAAAGAUGACUCUAUUGAGAAAGUAUCCAAAGCAUCAACAGUAUUGGGCAAAUCCCAAGCAAAAAAACGACUGAUGGCAUUUUCAAUGAUGAAACAAAAGUUACAAGAACAAAAUAAUUCAAUUACUGAUAAUCAAAGUCCAGACAAUGGAGAAGGAAAUGACGUGGAAUUUGUACCCGAACACAAUGUAUUUCAAACGGUUACAAAGAAAAAAGUUGUCACUAAUAAAAAAGUUGCUAAAGUAAUCAAGGCUCAACAAACAAUUGAACAAAUUGAAGAAAUGAAAAAAGAUGAAUUGUUACAAGGAAAUAAUGCAGCAUUAUAUCAACAUCUCUUAAGAAGUGGCGGCAACGAAGCUCCGAUCCUUCAGAAACUUGGUAUAGAGUCUUUGGCAGAAAAAUAUUCAGCUAAGAUUAGAGAACAGGAUAAGCGCUCGAGUAGACAUCAUCACAGGCGUCGAGAUGAAUCUAGAAGAAGCCACAAAUAUCGACAUCGUUCACAUUCAAAAUCCAGGUCUAGGUCAAGAUCAACAGAGAAGCCAAAGAUGCGAGCUCUAGAAGUCAAGAGUUGGAAAGAUUUUGUCAAAGGUGGAUUUCAUUUUGACAGAUUUAGAAGAUUCAAGAUGGAUGAAGCUAAAGAAAUAAAAGAUAAAGAGCGCAAGUCCAGAAAAAAGAAAAGACAUGGAGACCCAAGAUCUGAUUUCAAAAACCAUAAAAAUGAAUCUAACAUACCAACUGAUACAGAAAAAGGAAUCAGAGAUCAGACACGUUACAACUUAUUGGAUCGCAAAAAAGAAAUUCUUAAGGGUCUUGAGGUCAACACACACGAAGGAGACUUUACUAAGGAUUUUCCCAGUUAUAUUAUUCGAUGCACUAAAAGUAAACCUGUCAUAAAGUUUAGUGAAAAUCCAGCAAAUGCCACUUAUCAUCUUCAGAACAGGCAACAAAUGUUUGCUACACUUCUUCCAGAAAUUGAAGCAAUUGUUCUCAAGUUCUUAUCUGCAAUGAAACCAAAAAAGCUUAAAGAAAUUCAUGCUGACAAUAAUUAUAACAGCAUAGAUGAAAAACUUUUAGUUAUGAUGAAAGAUAAAAAUAUUUAUCCAUUCAAAGGUUGGUGGCCAAAAACAAGUUUUAUUGUUACUCAAGUCAAAGAAGAUCCAAAUGUUGAAAUAGAUGAAGAAGUGUUAAUGAAUGAAAUCACAAUUAGUAAACGAACUAAAAAAUCUAGAUUCAAUGAUGAUACAUCUCUUGUUGAAUUAAGACCUACUGUUCCAUCUAAAUGGGAUAGUGAUUAUGAUGGUAGUCCAGCUGCUGAAAAUAAAGUAGCAUAUGUUGAAGUUACUCAUGGUGUAGAAAUGAAUACUAAUGAUAAUGUCUGCUCAAUCAAAAGAGAAGAAAACAAUCUUUUGGAUAUAAGCCACCAGGAAGAAGCAAUGGACACUGCAUCUGAUGUUGGUGAAGAUGAACCAAAAAUUGAAGUGAAUGAAUGUCCAGUUCUUCCAGUUGAGAUUCAAGAAGAACAAGGACACACUAAAUUAAAUACAGAAUAUGAAGAGUUUUUGAAAAUUGUAAAAGCUGAUAAGGAAGAAACUGACAUUUCUAUUUCUACCACUGCUACUAAUGUAACUAYUCUUAAAGAUAACGAAAAUAACCUAUCAAUGAAGUCUGUGUCAUUGAAUAAUGAUUCUAUACAAGACGAGUCUGAAGAUUAUAUGUCCACUAAGUCGUCAGAUGAAUCUGUUUCAUUACAAAAUGCUGCCGAGGAGUCAAAUGAUCGAUCAUUUAUUGAAGAAUUAUCUUCUAUUGAUUUAAAACAUCGAAAAAAGAAAAAAUCUUCUAGUAAAAAGUCUAAAACAUUUAAGAAUAAAGGAAGUAAAAAAAAGAGGCGUAAAUCAAGUUCUAGUGAAAGUUCACAAGAUUCUGAAUCAGAAAGUAAUAGUAGUUCAGAUGAUAGUGAUUCUGAAUCAACCGAUUCUACUUCUACAGUUGAGAAAAAGAAAAAAAACAAAUCAAAAAAUAAAAGAAAAAAAAAAUCCAAAAAAAAUUACAAAAAGAAACACAGGAGUGAUAAAAAUAAGACUAAAAGUCCCGAAGAUGAAAAAGAUGCUAAUAGUAGUAUUCUCAACUUAAUUGAAAAAGCAUUGAAUGUUGAAAUUAAAAAGAGACCUUCGGAUAGUAAAGAACCUAAACAUAAGAAGAAGAAAAGGAAACACGAAAAAAAAGAAAAUAAAUCAAAUGAAGAGAAUGAUGAAAAAUUUGAAAAAGUUAAGGAUUGUUUGAAAGAAACAAUUACAAAAUUGGUUAAAACUGAUAAAGUGAAUAAAAGUCAGUCUCUAUCAUGUGAUGACACUGUCAUUGAAGUAUUAAAAUAUUUAAAUGACAAAGAAAAAAAGAAUAAAAAAUCAAAGAAAAGUUUGAAAAGAAAGCACGAAUCAGAUAUUUCUGAUGACGARGAAACUCCCAAAAAAUCUAGAUUAAUUGAUAGUUGUUCAAAAUCUAAAGUUAACGAUAAGAAAAAAAAGAGUAAAAAUAGAAAAUCUGUUGAUUCAGACGAACAAAUUAUGAUAAAAAAAAAGUCUAAAAAAAAAUCUAAAACUACUAAUACUUCAGAGGCUGUUGAUAUAGAGGUAUUAAACCAUAGUAAAAAUAAAAAUGAUUCAGUUCAGUUUUUUGAAUUGCGACCCAAUGAGUGGAACAUAAAUAAAAAAAGUUCCAGGAGGGGAGUCGUCCAUCACUCGGAAGUAAAAAUUAAAAAUAAAACAUCACCUUUACAUAAUGCCAGUAAGUCUAAUAAUAAYGAUAGAAAAAAAAAAUCUGAUUCCCUUAAUUUGAAAGAUAAAUGUCCUCCUACAAAAAAAAGUAAAAAUAAAUUGCUUAAUGUAUUUCAAGACCACAUUGAUGAAAAAGAAAGUAAAAAACUAUUGAAUGAGCCCGACAAAAAUAUUACAAGUGAUAACAUAGUCAAUACUUCAAAAAAUAUAAAUGAUGAAGAAAAAAUUUUAAUUAAUUUUAAAAACUCUGACAUCGAAUCUAAUGAAGAAAAACAUUGUAUUGAAGAAAAUGAUGAAAUGUUAAACGAAUUUGUUGUUAAGUUUCCUAAUGAUAUAUUUACACUGAAAAAUGACAAUAAAGAUCCUAAGAGUAUUAUUGUACCACAAACACAAAGCACUCCAUCUAUUGAUCUUUAUGAUAAACCUCCUAUUACUUGUACUGUUAUUAAACCUGUUACAGAAGCUAUAUCGUAUAGAGAUAAAGUAAAAAUGAAUUUAAAGAAACUUUCAACUUGUCAAAAUAUACCAUUUGGAUUUGGAUUUUCUUCACCAAUUAGCCUUAUUAAAUUUGAUAAAAGCAAAGAUCUUAAAGUGACCAAAGAGGAAGAAAUAUCUAAUGAAGUUGARCCAAAAGUAGACAAUCUAAAAGUUAAUGAAACACAACUUUUAAAGCUUGAUGAACCUAAAGUAGUUAAUCUUUCUCAAACUCAAAUGGAAAAACCUGAUGAAAUCAAAAAAGAAUUACUUAAAAUCCAUACUGAAACUAACAAUAAAGUAUUUGAUCAUAGUUAUGAUUGGGAUGAUUCUGAAGAAUCCGAUAUUGACCAACCACUUAUUACAAGCACUAACACGUCAGAACAUUCAACUGAUGAAAGAGUAAGUGAACAGAUUAAUUCAAAUUUGUUGAAAAAUGACUUACCAACUAUAUCUAACAAAAAUGAAAUAUCCUCAAAUCAUAGUGAAUUUAAAGAACUUGAGGAUAUUACAUCUAAUGUGUUAGAAACAAAUAUUUAUUCAGAUUCAGUUAUCAAAGAACAAGAAAUUCCUUUAGAAGUUGACAAUUUUGCUAUAGAAAAAGAAGUAAACACCUUGUCRAAUUUGUCUGAUUUUUCUGAACAACAACUAGGUGUUAGUACUGAAAUUUUGCAAAAUGAUGUUAUAUCAGUUAAAAUGGAGAAAGAAAAUUCAGAUUCUAUGUGUUCACAAAAGUCUAUUAUCGAGAUACGAGGAGUUUCUAAAUCCAAUAAUGAACUGAUUACUCAAUGGAAAUCAGAUUGGAUUAAUUUGGAUAAGUCAGUUACUGAAAUUAACCAUUCAAGCAAAUGUAAAUCUGGGGAUGAAGAUUUAUCAUUGAAAAAGAAAUCUCGCUGGGAUAAACAACCUAUAGAUAGUAAAAUAAGUAAAUCACAGGAUUUUAAUAAUAGACAUGAAGAGUUUAAGGAUGAAACUGAAACAAGCAUCUUAACUGAUGAAAUAAAACAUACUCCAUCUAACAAUGAAGAUCUCAGUAACGAAGAAAACCAAGCAUGUGAAAUAAUGUCAAUAAAUUGCAUAAAUGAUUAUCAUGAAAUUCAUCCAUAUGUAUAUGAUGAUUAUUCUCAAACUUAUGAACAAUAUACUGGUAUACCUAUGUACUCUGAAAUGAAAACUAUUGAACAUGAUUUACUUAGUCCAAUUGAUUAUAGUGUGUAUGAAAACUUUAAUCCAAAUUAUAAUUACCAUACUGAAGAUUACGACAUGUGGAAAUCUUUAGACACCGAUACAUCUGAACAUGGGAUGAUAAAAGCCAUUCCAACAACCGAUGAAACAGUUUCACAAGAGGAAAUUGUCAACAAUUAUAAAUCAGAUAGUGCUGAUCGUGAUGAACUAUUUGUAAAACUAUAUCAUCAACAUUUUCAACAUUACAAUCAAAAUCCAAUUAAAUACUCACUGAGUGAUCCUGUUAUAAUUAAUACAGACGAAGUUAAAGUCAAUAUUCCAGAUUGUUUGACUUCUCAAGAAAAGUUGUCAGAAACUGAUAAAAAAUCUGAUGAUAUAAUAUCCAUACCGUUACAAACUCGAGCAUAUGUAUGUAUACUUGAAGACAAUAAUACCAAUCUUUAUCUUACUAGUGACAACUAUAUGGCAUAUUGUGCUGUUGAAGAUAGAUGUAUGGUCCACAUAUCUGUAAAUACAUGUAGCCGUGAUGGAGUUGGAAAUGAUGUCAGACAUUGUUUUAAUGUAAGCAUAAGUGGAUCAAUAAAUGAGUAUUGGUUGCAUGCAGAUUUAAUCCCAUUUCAUGUUCCAUCUGAUGCUGAAUCAGGUGUGUUCAGUGAUGAUGAGAUAGAUUCUUUGGAUUCAGGUUCUGGUCAUGAAGAUGUAGAUAAUGACAAUAACGAAAAUGAUGAUCUUAAUAUUAUUGAAAGUGAAUGGGAAAUAGUUGACAACAUUCAUGACAAUGUCAAUAGUUGGCUAGAUGAACCAUAUAUACUUAAAAAAUAUAAUACUGAGYGUGAUGUUAAUCAUAUUGAUCAAGAGCAUUGUGUAACUAGUUCUUCGGAAUGUGACACUGAUGAAAGUGAACUUUCAGAUUCUUAUGUUGAAAUGCUUACCGAUAAACAAUAUAUUAAUGAAAAUCAUUUCCAAAAGUCACCUGAAACUAAAGAUAAUAAAGACAAAUAUCAAAAUAUGAUCGAUAAAGUGGUACCUAUAAGUGAUUCUGAAAAUACUGAAAAUUCUGCUAAAAGUUCAGAUUCAUUAGUAGAAACUGAGGAGUGUAUAAAGUCAUCUGAAAAAUCAAUUUUGGAUGUUGAAAUUAAAAAUAAAACUGAUACAAUAGAAGUUUUUACAGAGAAUAAUCUAACUUCAAAAAUAAAUUCAGAAAAUAAUGAUGUCCUAGGAGAUUUGGAAGAAAAAUUAAACAAUGAUAAUACCUCAAUUAAGUUAGAAGAAAAAGAAAACAACAAUGGAAAUGAAUCAGGUGUAUUUAUGAAAGAAGAAGUUACUGUGGUUGACCUUUCAAUGAUGGAUACUAUUAUUAAUCAAAAGAUAUUAAUUCAGAAAUUAAAAGUCCGCGCAAAAGAAAAGGUUCACGAGAAAUUGCCCGACACAUUGAUGAUUCGCUAUAGCGACAACAUGGAUACGAUUAAACAUCCAUUCUUAGGACUGUUUCAGCCACCAACUAACAGUAUCCUAUCUAAACCAAGGUCUACUAAACCAAGCACUUUAAACUUGUCUAAACGUGUGACUUUUGCUGAUGGAAUUCGUCCUGGAGACAAUCUAGCAGCAUCUCCAACGCAUGACGACGUUGGUUGUCCAUUAUCACCUCCCCCUCUUAAAACUUUAAUGCGAGAAACAUUAAAAUUCAAACGUAACAUGUAUCCAUUUAAAAGAUCAAAAUUACGCACCAAAUUGACUAUGAUAAAAAAGAAAGUGGCCAAAGUAACUCCUUCAAUUAAGGAAACCAAUCAAUCGGUCAUUGAGUAUUAUAUUAGCCGUCGUCGUCUUGUAGACUUGCCUAUUGAAGGAAUCCCUAACAGUAGUUACUUAAGUUCAGAUCAUUCAUUAAAUAGUAAUGAGCAAACUGAAAAAAUGUCUACACCACCUAGACCCACAAGAGAAGUUACUCCAGUGCCAUCUGAUACUGAGUGUUGGAAUGAUGAUGAUACGAUUAAAAACAACAGAUAAUAAUUCAAGAUUGAAUAAGCUUUAUAGAAGAGUGAAUUAAUAGAAUAUCAACCUAUGUCUUAAGUUCAAUGUUACAUAAAAAUAUAUAUGCAUGCAUUUAUAUUAUGUCUACAUAAUUUUAUAUACACCAUAUACAUAAGUAAUUAAUAAUUGUAUGGAUGUAUAUUACAUGAUAGGAUGACACUUAUUAUUAUUUUUUGUCUUGAACAAAAUAUAUGUAUCCUAAUAUUAUUUUUUUUUUAUGGUCUAUCCCAAUUAUAUUAGUUGUUUAAAAUAAUUAUUUAUCUAUGUAUUAAUAUUUAUUGUUUAUUAUAUGAACAAUGUUAUAGAAUGAGAAGUUAAACAGGUGCCACAUUUUGAGUGCAUAACAAUAUUUUUAAAACACUUUUCUUAAAAUAAUUGUUACAAUAAUAUGACUUAGAUAUUAUACUAAAUAAUAAACAAAAGAAAAUUUAAAUAACUGUAACUACUACUAAUAUGUAUCAUGCAUUAUUAAACUGCUGCUUUUGAAUGCAGGCAUUAUAAAUUUAUAGAAUAAUUCUAAAUUUAUACUACUUACCAUAAAUGUGUUUUCCAAAUCCAUUUAAUAUUCAGCUCAUUAAAAUGUUUUUUUAGCAUUUUUAAUUUUUAAUUUAUGAUUAUUGAUUAUUUAAAUACCUGUAUUUUAAAUUUAAUGCAUUUAUCAUAAACAAAUUUCUUAUUUUUAACUGCUACUUCUUUUUCUGUAUARAAUUUUGAUUGAUUUGCAAGUAGCCUUAAUUCAAUUUUCCGCUUAGCAGCUAUGGCUGACUAAAAACUUCAAUCUCUUUAUAUUCCCUGAGAAAAAAAUCUGAGAGUAUUUAUGUCAUCAUUAACCAUUUUAUUUGUAUGCCCUGAUAAAUGAUUUUAAAUGAUAAAUGAUAUAUAUAUUUUUUUUUAAGAAUAUUKUAAUUGCCUUUUUAAGAUAAGUUUUAACUGUGUUUACUGUUAACAUAAUAUUAUGUAACAUGGUGUAUUAUAUAUUAUGUGUAUUGUAAUUAUAUAUAACAAUGUUUAAAAAAAUAAUUAAAAUUUUAAACAGAUUUUGUAUUGUGUAAAACGUAUCACAUUUAAUUUAAAAAUGUAUCAUUGUGUUUAUACAAUAUAACAUAAGACAUAG
Molecule: messenger RNA, 9009 nt
Organism: Diuraphis noxia (Russian wheat aphid)
Lineage: Eukaryota; Metazoa; Arthropoda; Insecta; Hemiptera; Aphididae
Source: RefSeq, a predicted model, not a curated record